Molecule: messenger RNA, 489 nt
Organism: Penicillium malachiteum
Lineage: Eukaryota; Fungi; Ascomycota; Eurotiomycetes; Eurotiales; Aspergillaceae
Product: E2 ubiquitin-conjugating protein MMS2
Exons: 4
Coding region: 1-489 (162 amino acids)
Biological process (GO): protein K63-linked ubiquitination; DNA damage tolerance
Cellular component (GO): nucleus
Source: RefSeq, a predicted model, not a curated record
AUGGCUGCCAAGGUUCCACGAAACUUUAGGCUUCUUGAAGAGUUGGAGAAGGGAGAGAAGGGACUUGGUGCCGGUAUGAUCUUGAUUCUUCUAGGAAAGCUAGGAAUCGGUUUACUGACUAUUUUGUUUGGAACUACUAUAGAGGCUUGCUCUUAUGGUCUUGCUGAUGGAGAAGACAUGAUGAUGAGCAACUGGAAUGGCACAAUCCUGGGCCCUCCUCACAGCGUACACGAGAAUCGAAUUUACAGUGUGAACAUCCAUUGCGGUCCCGACUAUCCCGAUAACCCCCCAACCAUCCAAUUCGUCUCGCAGGUCAAUGCCCCUUGUGUCAACCAGCAAAACGGAAAGGUGGACCCAACCAAGCUCCCCUGUCUUGCCCAGUGGAAGCGCGACUACACAAUGGAGACCGUCCUGAUUGAGCUUCGCCGAUACAUGGCCCUUCCUCAGCACAAGAAACUGCCUCAGCCACUGGAGGGUUCGACUUUUUAA